Epinephelus lanceolatus (giant grouper) is the source of this 1930-nucleotide messenger RNA. NCBI's taxonomy places the organism in Eukaryota, Metazoa, Chordata, Actinopteri, Perciformes, Serranidae. The record is from RefSeq and is a predicted model, not a curated record.
ACCCUGACGGCCUGCUCUGAGGGAGGAGGAAGCCGCUCCGCCGGAGCUGCGAUGGGGAUUUGAACGCACCUCCGCGAAGAAGACAGCGCAGCACGGCCCGGCUCAGAGCGCAGCGGGCGGGUCCGCCUCACUUUAACCCCCCGGUUUGGAUGUACCCUGAUCGGAUUCGGCCUGCUGCUGACUGAGCGGUUCGUUGGGCGGUUGUUGCUCGGAGCUGGAGGCCGGGAGCAGGACAGCGUCUGCCCGGGCUGCUGCUGCUGGUGGCGGAGUGUCGCCGUCGGUCGGUUCCCGCGGAGAGCGGAGCGGAGCCUGCAGGGACCUGCUGCUGCUGCUGCUCCUCUGUGUGUGUGUUUGUGCCUUUCUUUUCUCCUCCGCGCCUGGACUCGCGUACACACGUUACACACGGGAUUAACUGAUUAACGCUCCGGUACCGGGGAGUUGGAUGUGUGUUUUGCCCCGCAGGAGUCACCUGGAGUCCGGGCGGAGAGACGGGGCCGAUGGCGCAACGGUAUGAAGACCUGGCCCACUAUGGGCUGGAGGGGGUGGGCGGGGUGUACGGAGACCCACACCAGCAUCACCACCACCAUGCCGCUGCUGCCCGCUCUCUGCAGGCCGUGCACCUGGCCGCCGCCGCUGCUGCUGGGCCAUACCCUCCGCACCAGUACGCCCAGUCCACCCACACCAGCAGCAGCAUGGGUGCCACAGCUGGGGACACCGUCAAGAGGGACAAAGACGCCAUUUAUGGACAUCCUUUAUUCCCCCUGCUUGCACUGAUUUUUGAAAAAUGUGAACUGGCAACCUGCACGCCGAGAGAGAGCGGUGUGGCCGGAGGAGACGUCUGCUCCUCGGACUCCUUCAACGAGGACAUCGCCGUCUUCUCCAAACAGAUCCGAUCAGAGAGGCCUUUAUUUUCAUCAAACCCAGAGCUGGAUAAUUUGAUGGUCCAGUCGAUACAAGUGCUACGCUUCCAUCUCCUGGAGCUGGAGAAGGUUCAUGAGCUUUGCGAUAACUUCUGUCAUCGGUACAUCAGCUGUCUGAAAGGGAAAAUGCCCAUCGAUCUGGUUAUAGACGACCGAGAUGGAAACAAGUCGGACAGUGAGGACUUCAUCAGGUCAUCAGGGAACAACAUGGAUCAGAUAUCAUGGAGCAGAGAUCAUGACGACGCAGCAUCGAUCCGGUCGGCCGGGACGCCGGGACCAUCCAGCGGUGGACACACGUCUCACAGCGGCGACAACAGCAGCGAACAAGGUGACUGCCUGGAUAACGGUGUGGCUUCUCCCAGCACAGGAGACGACGACGACCCCGACAGAGACAAACUGCACAACAAAAAAAGAGGCAUCUUCCCCAAAGUGGCCACCAACAUCCUGAGAGCCUGGCUUUUUCAGCACCUGACGCACCCGUACCCUUCAGAGGAGCAGAAGAAGCAGCUGGCUCAGGACACCGGCCUCACCAUCCUGCAGGUCAACAACUGGUUCAUCAACGCGAGGCGGCGGAUUGUUCAGCCAAUGAUCGACCAGUCCAACAGAGCAGUGAGCCACGCAGGACCGUACGGCCCAGAUGGUCAGCCAAUGGGAGGCUUCGUUAUGGACGGACAGACACACAUGGGAAUCAGACCACCUGGUCCUAUGGGUGGCGUGGGGAUGGGGAUGGGCGUGGAGGGACAGUGGCACUACAUGUAGCACCACCGCCACCCUGCAGCCAGAGGACUCGCCCAGUGUCCCGGCAAACCACCGUAAGUAACUCAUGUUUGAAGGACCAGGUCACCCACAUUAUAUGUAGGGCUGGUGAGAUUGGAAUCAUCUGUCGGAGUCGACUUUUUCUCAUUUUGUUUUUUGUUUUGUCAGUACAGUGUACAGUGUAACUCAGGGGGCGUUUCAGUCCCCAGAUUUAGCGGCGGUAACCUCACCUAUGGUCAUGAGAUCAUGGAUAU